GGAGUACUCUGUAGGUAUUGUAGAUUUAACUCAACAUGUAGCUAAGGAGUAGGCAAAAUAUCUAGAAGGGGUGGGCAAAUUAUCCGGGGCCGAGUACUAUAAGGGUACAGACAUAUGGAUGUAUAAGGAUAUGAAAACAAAUCUUAUAUGCAUAUAAGGUGGGUAAGGGAACAGUAUUGCGGAUGCUAGUUCACAGCAGUAAGUACCCAACAACAGUCAAGCCAAGCUGCAGCAGUUGCCUGGCCAGCCGACGAAUGAUCUCGAGAGCCAGCAUCACUCACCAACGCACGCAAGAACCAACGGUAUCCAUUUCGCAAUCUAAGCAGUAGCAGCACCGCAAGCCACCCCACCCCACGGUAUUGAACUCAGACAGGAGGCAGCCUAACGAGAGGCGCGAUGAACGCAAGCGCAACAACAAGCGCAAAAGCAAGAGCCUUCCAAGCCAAACCCAAGCCAAGCCAGGCAGAGAAAGCCGCACGACCCACAAGCCACGCGAACCAACCCGAGAGAAAAAGAAACAAAAAACAAAAAACAAAAAGCAAGAAAACCAGCUCAGCAAAGCCAAUUAACGCGCAGCUGAACACACAAGAAGCGACAGCGACAGAUAUAGAGCCGAAAAAAACCAAAACCAGAAACGAAAGACAGAUUAACAAACAGACAGCUAAAUGUCCGUAGCGCGUUUAUACAGCAAUAACGACGGCAACGCUCCCCCAGCUGUUCCGGGGAAGAAAACCGCUCGAGCCAGCCCGAACAGAGCAAGCACACGAGACAAAAACA
Messenger RNA from Aplosporella prunicola CBS 121167, 777 nucleotides. RefSeq lists its product as uncharacterized. The transcript has a single exon. The coding region runs from base 397 to 675 and encodes 92 amino acids. The record is from RefSeq and is a predicted model, not a curated record. Lineage: Eukaryota; Fungi; Ascomycota; Dothideomycetes; Botryosphaeriales; Aplosporellaceae.